Closterium sp. NIES-65 is the source of this 399-nucleotide messenger RNA. The record is from the annotation of a GenBank genome assembly. Lineage: Eukaryota; Viridiplantae; Streptophyta; Zygnematophyceae; Desmidiales; Closteriaceae.
GUAGAGAAGUAUGAUGACGAAGAUUUGAUAAAACUUCCAAGGCCUUACAAAGGAACACUCAUAGUACGCGAUCCAAGGUCCAUCAUCCUUGAGCAAUGGCUUUUGGGUCAACUGGAUUGCAGAUCGCCUGGCCGUUUCCACGAAGGAGUUGGUUCGGCAAAAUCAAAAGUCAUUCGAGCUCAGAGGAUCUGCAGACUGACUAAGGAGGCAGGCAUAAACUACGUGAUAACUGCCCUAAGCGAGCAAGGUUGCAGCGGCCCCCUCCACUAUGCUUGUGUUGCAACGAGCAUUCCAGCUCGAGUUGCCAUGACUGAAGGCUUGAAGCUGUUCAAGUAUGAGGAUCUUUGGAGCGAGAGAUCUCUUAGUCUAACCAAUCUGGGACUUUGGUAUGGGCUUCAG